AUGGAUAAGAGUGAGGUGGAUAAAAAACUUGCCAAGCACAUUAUUUUGAAUAAUAUUUCAUUUAAUGUGGUUCAGAUUCAAUCUUUUAUUGAUUUCGUGAAAAGUGUUGCUGAAUUUAGGUCAACAUACAAAUUACCUAGUUACUCAACUUUACGCACAAAGCUAAUACCAAAUUCUAGGACAGAAGUAGAGGCAUACAUUGGGAAUGUGAAGAAAACUUGGGUUGCUACAGGUUGCACACUAAUGUCAGAUAUAUGGAGUAUUUAUCUAAAAGAUAUUAUGUCAUCGGUAAUUGAAGAUAUUGGACCUAAUCACGUUGUACAGUUCAUUACUGAUAAUGCAUCCAAUUUUGAAUCAGCUGGUGACAUGCUUAUUGAAGUUGAAGAUGGAUUGCGAUUACUUGUGGCAUCUUCUGAAUGGAGGGGGUUGGAUUACAACAAAAGAGGGAUGGGACUAAAGGUUGCUAGUAUUAUUCAAAGUGUUGAGUUUUGGAGUAAAGGGAAAGAAGUAAUACAAACUCUGGAGCCUUUAGUUAAAGUUCUUCGUUUAGUUGAUGGAGAUGGUUCAACUGCAGGAUAUUUGUAUGAGGCGAUGGAAAGGGCAAAAGAAACUAUUAAACAAUGUUGUUGUAUUAAUCAAGCUAAUUACAUGCAGAUAUGGGUGUUAUUUGAAAAACGGAGAAUUGAAAAUGUAAUCCACCCAAUACAUGCAGCUGCUGCAUUUUUAAAUCCUACCUUCAUGUGUAGCGAGGACUUCAGAGAAAAUCGUGAAAUGAAAGACGUUAUAGAUUUUAUGUUAGGAAAUUUUAUUAUUGAAGAAGAAAAGGAAGAUUUUAUUCGAGAACUUCAAUUUUACCGAGUUUGGUGGGAUUAUUGUGGGGAUUGUCUUCCUGUGCUACAAAAGUAUGCCAUUCGUAUAUUGAGUCAGCCUUGCAGUUCUUCUUCAUGUGAGAGAAAUUGGAGUGCUUGGGAAGCUACGCAAAUAUAG
Cornus florida is the source of this 987-nucleotide messenger RNA. RefSeq lists its product as uncharacterized. The transcript has 4 exons. Gene Ontology annotation, molecular function: protein dimerization activity. The coding region runs from base 1 to 987 and encodes 328 amino acids. Lineage: Eukaryota; Viridiplantae; Streptophyta; Magnoliopsida; Cornales; Cornaceae. The record is from RefSeq and is a predicted model, not a curated record.